AUGGAAGGAAUAUCGGAAGCAAGAGAGCAAGCUAAGAAGCUCAUAGGAGAAGCUCUUCCUAGUCCUGGAAUAGAACUGAAUUUAUUGCCCUUCUUUAUGGCAGAGCACUGCGAUGCCAAGACAAAGAAAACCAAGUUGUCAUCACCCAUGUGA
Messenger RNA from Dovyalis caffra, 153 nucleotides. The record is from the annotation of a GenBank genome assembly. NCBI's taxonomy places the organism in Eukaryota, Viridiplantae, Streptophyta, Magnoliopsida, Malpighiales, Salicaceae.